AUGAGCGCAAGCGAAACUUCGCUCCGUGUGGUGGUCCGGGCGCGGCCGAUGAAUGCCCGUGAGACCCGGGAAGGCGCCCGAAAGUGCGUGGAAUAUUACGAAAACUCCGGACAGGUGAGCAUUCCUGCUCUUGUUUGAUUUAAAUUUAAUCCAACUGAAAUAUUAUAUUUUAGAUCAUGAUUAACGAUUCAGCCACGUUCGCUUUCGAUUCAGUCUUUCCGGAUACCGUCGAUCAAGAAACAGUCUACGAGAAGACCGCGCUUCCCCUUCUCGAUCGUAUUUUUGCAGGUAAAUGAUCUCGACGACUCGAAAAUAAGUACCGUAGUGUUGAUUUCAGGAUUCAAUGCGACAAUUUUGGCAUAUGGACAGACCGGCAGUGGUAAAACGUACACAAUGGGAACGGAGGACAAUGACGACACCGACGGGAUCCGCCGAGGCAUCAUUCCACGCCUUGUUCAUGCUCUGUUCCAAAGAAUUAUGGCAACUGAGGUUCCAGAAGCGUUCAAAGUCACCGUGUCGAUGUACGAAGUGUACGGAGACAACGUCUACGACCUGCUUCGUCCGGACAAAGUGAAACUGAAUGUGCAUGGAGACGAGAAGAACUGCACGAUUGUCAAUCUAACUGCUGUGCCAGUAAUCGAUUUGAAAGGAGCUCUCAAGCAACUGGCUACCGGAUGUCACUACCGUACUAAAGCGGAAACUGCCAUGAAUGCGAUGUCGAGCAGAUCGCACGCCGUCUUCACAGUUUUCGUUGAGAAGUCAUCCGUCGGAGAUGCGGACAACGCAUUCUCGGCCAAGCUGCAAUUGGUCGAUCUUGCCGGGUCGGAGAGAUUGAAAAAGACGGAGGCGGAAGGAAACCGAAUGAAGGAAGGCAUCAAUAUCAACGCCGGCCUUCUCAUUCUUUCUCAAGUGAUUGCCGCUCUCGCCACGAAACAGAAGCACAUUCCGUAUCGCAACUCGGUGAUCACACGCGUGCUCCAGGAUUCCCUCGGCGGCAACUCUUUCACCGUCUUCCUCGCCUGCAUCUCUCCAGCCGAUACCAACUCUGCGGAGACGCUCAACACGCUCCGAUAUGCGGAUCGGGCCAAACAAAUCAAGAACAAGCCAAUUGUGAACACGAAUCCCAAGGCCGAGGAAAUCUCUGUGCUGCAGGCGCAGAUCAAGCGUCUGCAGAAAGAAAACGCCGAUCUGCGACAAGGAAUUGCUCCGGCUGACACAAAGUACAACGACAUUGCGACGUCGGCAGAAAUUAUGUCUCUGAAGGACGAAGUUGCUCGCAAGACGGUAGAGCUUCGCGAAAGAGCAAUCAAGCAGUCGGAGUGCAUUGUCAGAAUAGUGAGUUAUCCACAAUGUUGACUUUUCCUCAAAGCUAAAACUUUCAGAACGGACUGUCCCAACGAAACAUGCGUCUCGAAGCAGAUAAGGCAAAGCUUUCCGCAAUGCUGACGGAUGUUCGGAGCACUAUGCUCAACGAGGAGAUGCUCGAGCCGUCGGAACUCGUUCGAUCUAUUCAUCAAAUUAUCGGCGAGACGGACUCGUCCACUUUGGUUGACGAAGAACAAGAGGAAACGACGUUGGCGAUGGUCAACUCUGAUGACACAAUCUACGAUGCGGAGAGACUUCCGGAGCUGCAGGCGGAGCUGGAUGAGCUCGAGAAGCAGAUCGCCAUGAAGGACGAGAAUCGGCAGCAGGCGCUUGAAACUCAGAGAGAAUUUAUCGAAGCGAUGCAGCAAAGAGAGGUUUGUUUGUGGGCCAGAUGGAUCCAUCCUGAUGAAUUCUAUUUCUGUGAAAUGAUGACUAUAGUAAAAGGUCUGACCCAAAGAUGUCUGCCUACUUCUUUCCACUUGACGAACUAACGUGUGAACAAGAAUGCGAAUAAUUUCAAGCACUCCUGUCAGAGAGCCAUUCCGAUAUAAACGGUCUUUAUAAGGCGGGAACGCGUCAAUUUUCUGCGCUUCAGUCGGAUACGAGUCCAACAAUUCCGUGUUAUGGAAUGAGCGAGUCAGGUGGAAAAAGACGGGCGGCGCUUGGGGAAAUGAUCACAAAAAGCUGUCUGAUCACAGAAAAACACAACUUUUAUAGUUUUCCCUCACUUUUCCUGGAUGUUUCUAUUCGAAAUCACCUUGUUUCAGGACGAGAAGACACAAUUGGUUGUUCGUGUCGGCGAGCUGGAGACCGAGAUCUCGAAGCUCCGUUCAGAAAGCAAGAAGGCCACCACUGCAACCAAACUUGCCGAGGAACGUCGUCAGAAACUGAGAGAACUCGAACGACAACAUGCCGAGGACAAAAAGACGUUAUCGGAGUUGAAGAAACUACAAGACACUCGCCGACGGAUGGAGGACGCCCUCAAGAAAACGGAGGACGAGCUGAAGGCUCUAAAGACUCAGCGGCUUCGUCUUCUCAAAGAGCAACGCACAGAAGCGAGCAAAUUCCACGCUUUCCAACAGAAGCACGAGCGAGAGAUGGCUCAGAUCAAGUCGAAGCUGCAGAAGCGAGAGAUGGACGUCGCUCGCCAGAAGCGAGUGGACGAGCAGAAGCUGGCUGUUCUUCAGCAGAGACUGAGCGAGUCGAACCGUGCGAACAAGGCUCUUCGCGACCUCAAUCUGAAACGUGCCAAUCGAAAAGGAGCUCCUACAGAUCCAACGGCUCUUCAGGUUAAUCCCAGUUCCAACUCUAUCCCCUUCUCCGCAGUAAACCGAAAACAGAGAAUUCCCCCUACGCACCCGCGUAGCCAUCACUCACGCGCCUUUAGAUAGUUUUCCUUGCUCCUUCUCACCUAAUGUAUUUACUGAAUUUAGCAGUUAUAUGUAGUAGUUUCUUAUUUUGAACUACCCACUCCGACCCUUUUUAUCUUGCCACUUCACCCCUCUAACUGAUUUCUUUGUCCUGUGAUCCUUCAAUUCGCGUUUGCUUCUUUCCAUUUUCCAGUGAUGAAUUCUUUGAAGACUUGAUUGGAUUAUGGAAAGAGGCACAAACAAAGACGCAGAGAGCACCGAAAGACUAAACGUUCGAAAAACCAUUCAGCCAAUUCCUUCCGUUUCAGAACAUCAUCGAAGAGGAGCUGGAGCUCGAGGCGACCGCCCAACGUUGUCAUUUGCUGUGCGAGGAGUUGCGUCGUCAGCGUCAAGAAUUGAUGCAAAGAAUCAAUUUGAUCGAGUCGCAAAAGUUCGAAGGAAACAAGAGAGUGAGUGUCUCGCUGUUCUCCGUUCUCUUCUAACCUAACUAUGUGUCCCCUAAACUAACACAUGCAUGUGCCCAUUCAGGUGUGUCCUCGUUGGCGGAGAGCCAGAAGGAGGGCAGAUAUCUCAGAAUUGGACGACACUCUGUCAAUGUACUGCGAGCACGAUGACUGCAAUGACGGCGUUCAUUCGGCCACCUUCGUUGCCAGCCCUGCAUCCAGUCCGUCCGAUGUGUGUGAUUGUCUUUGUUUUUGUUUUUGUUUUGUAUUUGGCUUUCUCACUCUCAUCUACGGCCUAUUAACAUUUAUUUUCAGAGACGUCUGUCGAAUGUCGAUCCGAAUGUCUCGGUUGUGUUGGAAGGCGAAGAAGAGUUCGAGGAGAAGCGACAGAAGGAGCUCGCUUCGCUGCGUUCGUCCCUCGAAAUAAUCAACGAUGAGAUUAAGGAUUCUCUCCGCAACGAGACAAUAUCUGGCAGUGAUGAGAGAUCAGUGGGCCGUUGGGAGAAGGUUCCGGCCGAUAUGCGUCCGGUGUUCGAAGCAGUUUUCGCCCUGGCUGUUGGUCACAUGAAGAAAGAGGUCGAGUUGGAGUUCAAAUUGACAAAGGCGAAGAACGAAUUCUCGGCCAAGACUGCGGCGAAGGCGUCGCACGAAGAGAAAAAGAAGAGAGAAGACGAGGAGUUGAGGGCUCGAUACAGAGAACUGACUCAGAGUCUCGAGGAGGCCAAGUCGGGAUUGCAUCAGAAGGUGAGAAGAGAGACGAUGAGAGUAAAAGUAAUGAGUGGAUGAUUCAGAUGACGUUCUUGCUGUGUCUGAUCAAGUCGGAUCGCAUCGACGAGAAGUUCCUGCAGCAUUUCGAGUCGUUGAAGAACCAGUUUUGUGAUAUCGAGCACAAGAUAAAGAAGACGAGGGUUCGUGGGAAUACAUUAAUGUCACUUAUCAAUGUGUCGUCAGAAUUUUCAGCGUCGCACAACCAACUUCGCCGGAGGACUCACUCCAAAACCCGAGCUCAAGCGGAAUGAGCGAGCGCGUCGGGCUGUGCAACCCUACGGAAAUGUGGUCAACUCGGAAGACGUGACUCUCGAUGAUUCGAAACAUUUCCAUUUGAAACGGAAAGAGUCUGCUCGCUCCGCGUUCGAAUUGAACAAAACAGCAGAUGAGAAUGUCAGAAGGUACGGCUCACUGCAAGUUGACGGAAAUCAGUCCGUUCGUUUCUCCAGGAAAGUGGCAAUGUCACCCAUCAAGUUUGACGACGAUACUCGGCUUUGCGAAGAAGACGAGGACGCGGAAAACAUGCUCGGCGGCGGCGGCAACGAGACGUUCGUCAUCAGCAAGGAAGGCAGCUCAUCGCCUCCGAUCAACUCCACAUUCAUCGUCGAGAAACCCUCCGUGCCCUCCUCCUCGGACGAUAUGCCACCCAUCCGCCUCAAAUCGCGACGAACGGAUCUCGGGCCCAUUUGA
Caenorhabditis sp. 36 PRJEB53466 is the source of this 4636-nucleotide messenger RNA. The record is from the annotation of a GenBank genome assembly. Lineage: Eukaryota; Metazoa; Nematoda; Chromadorea; Rhabditida; Rhabditidae.